Messenger RNA from Puccinia triticina, 378 nucleotides. RefSeq lists its product as uncharacterized. Bases 1 to 378 code for a protein of 125 amino acids. The transcript has a single exon. Lineage: Eukaryota; Fungi; Basidiomycota; Pucciniomycetes; Pucciniales; Pucciniaceae. The record is from RefSeq and is a predicted model, not a curated record.
AUGCCCUCUAGUGAGCCUCCUUCCACUGGUGGUGGGCUAACAAUUGGCUUCCAACUGGGCAAUAUACAGAGGGUGAUCCGCAAGUUUGCACCAGAAACCCCUCUCAAAGCGCUCUACCUCUUUGUAGAACUGGAGUGUGCGUUGGUGGCAACCCAGGAGGAAGAUUCUGCAGCACCACCUGCUUGUCCAAUCCCGGACUACCAACACUCAUACUCUUUCAAACUUUACACUGCCAUGCCCAUUCAUAUCCUCCCUCUCCCCAAACCUUCUUCCAACAACUGCUCUGAUCAUUAUCAGAUCUCUAUUGCUAAGUUUGGCGGCCUUGGCAGCGCCAACAUUAAUAUUGAGGGCACACCCUCCAUUUUCAAAUCAAAGUGA